UUUCACGAUGCCCCGAUAGCGGGUCAGGAUGGAAUGUGCGAGUCAGAGCGCUCAGCCAAGGGCACAUGGGGCAAUGCCCGUUCCACCAGUCCUCGUUUUCCAUGAGAUGAUUCCGUCGCGUAAUCCCAGUCUUGUCAUAGUUUUAGUCUCAAUAAACUUAUUAGUGGCUUCUUUAGCUUCUCUAUUUAACCAACCAACCAGAAAUAAGGUACGGGUCAGUCGGAUGUAGCGGUGGUACAGAAAUUAAAGAAAAAAAAAAAAAAGAUAAAAAAAAA
Aspergillus pseudonomiae is the source of this 275-nucleotide messenger RNA. RefSeq lists its product as uncharacterized. The record is from RefSeq and is a predicted model, not a curated record. Bases 29 to 229 code for a protein of 66 amino acids. The transcript has a single exon. NCBI's taxonomy places the organism in Eukaryota, Fungi, Ascomycota, Eurotiomycetes, Eurotiales, Aspergillaceae.